Messenger RNA from Pleuronectes platessa (European plaice), 706 nucleotides. RefSeq names its product RAB interacting factor (gene rabif). NCBI's taxonomy places the organism in Eukaryota, Metazoa, Chordata, Actinopteri, Pleuronectiformes, Pleuronectidae. The transcript has 3 exons. The record is from RefSeq and is a predicted model, not a curated record. Gene Ontology annotation, molecular function: zinc ion binding; guanyl-nucleotide exchange factor activity. Gene Ontology annotation, cellular component: cytosol; membrane. The coding region runs from base 133 to 525 and encodes 130 amino acids. Gene Ontology annotation, biological process: small GTPase-mediated signal transduction; post-Golgi vesicle-mediated transport.
GCCGAGAACAUUUAGUGGCUGUUACACUUCAGAAGCAGCUAGUAUGCUAGAUUAGCUGGAGCAAACCUCUCUACCGUACGAUUGAUUUGUCGCUGCCACCGCUUGUUUUACUUCAACAAAUAGCGCUCAGUGAUGGACGACACGGAACAGACCAAAGACGGCACGGACCGCGUCGACCUGGUCUCUGAGGACGGUAAGAACAGCAAGUCGGUGCUAUGUCAGCGCUGCGGAUCGAAAGUGCUGUGCCCGGGGAUGGCUGUGUUUGCAGAGAAAGAGCUGUUCCUCCCCUCGAUGCGGAAAAAGAGUGGCCUCAGUACCACAGAGGCCUCAGUGGAUGGGGACACUCUCACCACCCACUGGUUAGUGGACGACAUGUACACUUUUGAGAACGUGGGCUUCACUAACGACGUGGGGAGAAUUAAGUAUCUCAUCUGUGCGGAUUGUGAGAUUGGACCAAUCGGCUGGCACUGUUUGGAUGACAAGAAAAGUUACUACGUCGCUGUGGAAAGGGUGAAUCAUGCGUAGUGUAAAUGCGGAUAUGAUCCCUGAAGAACUUUUUGUUGUUUUUAAAUGUGUUGGCAGGCUAUGCAACUUUUCGUGGAUUUACACUCUGAGUUGACUCCGAGCAACGUAACACAUCACACACACUCACACAGCGACAACAAUGUGACCAUUCUGCUCUAAUAAAAUCAUUUUUUGGAUGGUG